Molecule: messenger RNA, 1080 nt
Organism: Fusarium keratoplasticum
Lineage: Eukaryota; Fungi; Ascomycota; Sordariomycetes; Hypocreales; Nectriaceae
Exons: 2
Coding region: 1-1080 (359 amino acids)
Source: RefSeq, a predicted model, not a curated record
AUGUCGAGCUACCUCUCCAUGUUAGGCUGGGCCUUUCUUCCUGGCCUCGCAACCUCAUGGGUACAGACCAUUUACUAUGGCAUCACCAUCCGCGCCGGCGACCCUAAGCCCACCCCGGGCUCGGCACGAUUCAACUCGCACCGCCGAACCAUCCACAUCCUCGUCGUAGCCAUCUACCUGGCCUACACCAUCUUCGAGGCCGACUAUGAUCAGCGUCGAAUGUCCUCCUACUAUGCCGACCUUGGCGUGCCCCUCAACGCGACCGACCGCGACAUCAAGUCCCGAUUCCGACGUCUCGCUGCCAUGCACCAUCCGGACAAGGCUGGCCGCGAUGCCACAGACUCUGCCGCCUUCUUCAUGCACCUCAAGCUCGCGAGCGACACCCUACACGACGCCGUGAAGCGUUUCGCCUAUGAACGCUUCGGACCCGAGAUUGCGCGCUGGCAAAAGUGCGUCACCAUCAGAGACUACAUCACCCGCGGAAUCGUCUCGGGCAUCCUGCCUCACUAUGCUGUCGCUGCUGCGUCCAUCUACGUUCUCGGCCUGUUUGGCUACAUGGAGUUUGGCAAAUACUACCGCUGGCUCAUUCUCGUCACCCUCUGCACUUUCGAGCUUCAUACCGUCAUGCGACCUGACUUUCCUCCCUUUGUUAAUGCUGUCAACGCUGUCAUAGCUCGUGUCAGCUCUCUACCACCAUACCUCCCAUUUCAGGUCAUUUCGUUGGCUCGGAGGCUUAUUAUUACCAUAUACAUUGCUCUCAACCAGAUCGGACCACUUCUCGUGGCUCAAGCCAGUGGCCAACAAAAGGCCGACGACAAGGACGAGAAGGCCCUGCAAGAAAGCCUCCACCGCCUUGAGAUGUUGACAAAGCAGCUCGACGGUGAUGCUGUGCGGUUACUGGACAUGGAGAUGGCGCCUUACAAGGGAGAUGCCGAGGCCGCGUCCAAUCUGCAGGGCAAGAUGAGGGAGUGGCUUGUGCAGAAUACCAUCAGAGCAGACCCCAUGGUGAGGGAUGCCAUGGGUACGUCACUUAGGAGGAGGAGAGUCGAUGCACCUGCGGGCGCCAAGGGAACACGAUAG